This is a messenger RNA of Leopardus geoffroyi (Geoffroy's cat), 933 nucleotides long. RefSeq names its product ring finger protein 5 (gene RNF5). Gene Ontology annotation, cellular component: endoplasmic reticulum. The transcript is spliced from 5 exons. NCBI's taxonomy places the organism in Eukaryota, Metazoa, Chordata, Mammalia, Carnivora, Felidae. Gene Ontology annotation, biological process: ubiquitin-dependent protein catabolic process. Gene Ontology annotation, molecular function: ubiquitin-like protein conjugating enzyme binding; ubiquitin protein ligase activity. Bases 146 to 697 code for a protein of 183 amino acids. The record is from RefSeq and is a predicted model, not a curated record.
GUGUGUGUGUGUGUUUUUGAGGGGAUUGAGGGGUACGUAAAGGCGAAACAGAACAGUCCAUGGCGGCAGCGGAGGAGGAGGACGGGGGCCCCGAAGGGCCAAACCGCGAGCGGGGCGGGGCGGGCGCGACCUUCGAAUGUAAUAUAUGUCUGGAGACUGCUCGCGAAGCUGUGGUCAGUGUGUGUGGCCACCUGUACUGUUGGCCCUGUCUUCAUCAGGUGCGUACUCAGAGGAGAUGAAGAGGGAAAUGGGGAGGUCUGAGGAGUUCAAAGACCCUGCUGUAUACUGGAAACCACUUCAUUUUCUCCCCCAGUGGCUGGAGACACGGCCAGAGCGGCAAGAAUGCCCAGUGUGUAAAGCUGGGAUCAGCAGAGAAAAGGUUGUCCCUCUUUAUGGUCGAGGGAGCCAGAAGCCCCAGGACCCCAGAUUGAAAACUCCACCCCGCCCCCAGGGCCAGCGACCAGCUCCGGAGAGCAGAGGGGGAUUCCAGUCAUUUGGUGAUACCGGGGGCUUUCACUUCUCAUUUGGUGUUGGUGCUUUUCCCUUUGGCUUUUUCACCACCGUCUUCAACACCCAUGAUCCAUUGCGUCGGGGUACAGGUGUGGAUCUGGGACAGGGUCACUCGGCCUCCAGCUGGCAGGACUCCCUGUUCCUGUUUCUCGCCAUCUUCUUUUUUUUCUGGCUGCUCAGUAUUUGAGUUUUGUCUCCUUCCUACCCACCUCCGGCCAGAGGAGAAUCAGUAUUGGGGGUCCUUGCUGACCCUUCCUGACUCCUGGCCCCUCCUCCCCAACCACUCCAUUUGUACUGGCUGAGGCCAACCCUGGCCACUUUCUAGGAGGGUGCGGGGAGGAGGAGUGACAGAAUAUGGAAGAACCUUCUGCUCUGAACUCACUGAGUAGCAUCAUAACUCCCAGCUCUGGGACGGGAGGACAG